AUGUCUACCACUAUCUAUACCUACCCACAAAACCCACGUGCCGCCAAGGCUUUGAUUGCUGCCAAGUACACCGGUGUCACCAUCGAUGUCCCAGCUUUCGAAUUCUCACCAGUCAACAAGCCAGUCGAAUUAUUGAAUGCUAACCCAUUCGGUAAGGUUCCAGCUGCCAUGACCCCACAAGGUCCAUUGUUCGAGUCCAACUCGAUCGCCCGUUACGUUGCUCGUGCCGCCGGUAGCAAGAUCUACGGUUCCGAUGCCUACGAAGCCUCCGUCAUUGACCAAUGGUUGGAUUUCGCCACCAACGAAGUCGAGAGUGCCGCCGCCGCCUGGUUGUACCCAAUCAUGGGAUUCGUUCCAUUCAACGCCAAGGACACCCAAAAGGCCAAGGAAAACCUCAAGAAGACUUUGACCACCUUGAACACUCACCUCCAAUCCAGAUCUUUCUUGGUUGGUCCACGUGUCUCAUUGGCUGAUAUCGUCCUCGCCUGUUCAUUGAAGUCAUUCUACACCAUGGUCUUCGACCCAUCCUUCCGUUCAACCUUCCCAAAUGUCAACCGUUGGUUCGUCACCUGUGUUAACCAACCAAACUUCAAGUCCGUCUUGGGAGAGGUCGUCCUCACCGCCGUCAUGAUGGAGCCAAAGAAGGAAGAGAAGAAGCCAAAGGAAGAGAAGCCAGCUCCACCAAAGAAGGAAGAGAAGCCAGCCCCAGCUCCAGCUGCCGCUGACGAAGAGGCUGAUGACAAGCCAAAGAAGGUUCACCCACUCUCAUUGCUCCCACCAUCCAAGUUCAACUUGGAAGAAUGGAAGAGAAUGUACUCUAACAACGAUACCCGUUCUGUUGCCCUUCCAUGGUUCUGGGAGAACUACGAUGCUGAAGGUUUCUCUGUUUACUUUGCCACCUACAAGUACAACUCUGAAUUGGGUGCUCAAUUCAUGACUUCCAAUUUGAUCGGAGGUAUGUUCCAACGUUUGGAGACACUUCACAAGUGGGCUUUCGCUUCAGUUUUGAUUACUGGAGAAGAUGUUGAAGGAAAGAUCAACAACCAAGAAGUUACUGGUAUCUGGAUCUUCCGUGGUGCUGAUUUGCCAGAAGAUUUGAAGGAAUGUGAUGACAGCAUUGUCUAUGACUGGAAGCUCUUGGACGUUAAGGACCCAGCCACCAAGACUUUGAUUGACGACUACUUCGCCUGGGACGGUGCUCUCGGUGGAAGAAAGUUCAUCCAAGGUAAACUCUACAAAAUACGCACAAAUAAACAAGAUGCAUUGUCAAUGAACAUUACAAUCUUUUUAAUCCGUUAA
Messenger RNA from Heterostelium album PN500, 1299 nucleotides. RefSeq names its product glutathione S-transferase domain-containing protein (gene efa1G). The transcript has 3 exons. The coding region runs from base 1 to 1299 and encodes 432 amino acids. Gene Ontology annotation, cellular component: cytoplasm; nucleus. Gene Ontology annotation, molecular function: translation elongation factor activity. NCBI's taxonomy places the organism in Eukaryota, Evosea, Eumycetozoa, Acytosteliales, Acytosteliaceae. The record is from RefSeq and is a predicted model, not a curated record. Gene Ontology annotation, biological process: translational elongation.